AUGUCUGCCCAGAGCACUUGCACUGAGCUUGUGGCUGAGGUGUCUGCCGGUGGUGGGCGAUUGCCAGGUGGCUUAGAAUGUGUCACUGGCAACCGAAUAGCCUCAGGAAGUACCUGCCCACAGUUCUCAUCAGAGAGUAUAAAAGAUUCAGUCACUCAGCUCGGCACACACUACAGCUUGGAGUACAGGAUAGCAGAGAUGAAGCAAACGCUUGCCUUUCUGGGCCUUUGGGGGGUUUUGACUCUCAUGCCGUCAUCCAAAUGUUCACCAGAUGUGUCCAUCUCGGAGAAAUUCGCCCUUUCUUCUCUUUGGAGCAGCAUUCAAGAAGCCAAGCAGAUGGUGGACGAAGCGUACAAGUUCUCACGGGAGAGAGCAAAAGAAGACUUGAAAAAGAGCAAUGCCAGCCCAUCUGAUUUUCUGAAACAUUUAAAGGAGCCAGUAGCAGGGACCAGGACUGCGAUCCGUUCUGCUGCUUACCAGGAGACCAUUUUCAGCCUCCUCCAAAAGAAACUGGAGAAAUAUUGGCACCGGCACUUCAAUAUCACAGAUAUGCUCAGCGACAGAGAGAAGGAAAUUAUCUCCAGAGCCACUGGAUGUGACUAUCUCACCAGGCCUAUGAGAUGUCCAGAGACCAACCCCUACCGGACAAUCACCGGAGAAUGCAACAACAGGAAACACCCUCACUUUGGAGCCUCCAACCACGGCUAUGCCCGCUGGCUACCAGCUGAAUAUGAAGAUGGGAAGUCUCUUCCGCAGGGCCUGCUUCAGGGGAAACUUCAUAAUGGAUAUCCUCUCCCGUUGGUGCGGGAAGUUUCCAAUGAGAUCAUAGCCACCUCCAAUGAGAACAUCACAGAUGACCAGGAACGCUCUCUAGCUUUCAUGCAGUGGGGUCAGUGGGUUGACCAUGACAUGGAUUUAGCACCCAUGACGCAGACAAACAUUGAGAAUAAAGAAUCCCACUGUAGCACCAGUUGCAACUAUGCACCCCCAUGCUUUCCUAUUCAGUUUCCUCCUGGAGAUCCACGAAGACGCGGGCCAGGAUUCUGCAUGCCCUUCAUACGGACUGCCCCGGUGUGUAAUCCUACAACAUUAGUUCGUGAGCAGAUCAACGCAAUCACGUCAUUCCUGGACGCAAGCAUGGUGUACGGGAGUGAAGAGCCUUUGGCAAAGAGUCUGAGGAACAGAACAAACUGUCUGGGCUUAAUGGCACUCAACCAGAACUUCACAGAUAAGGGGCUGGGGCUGCUGCCCUUUGAGAACAAUUCCAAAAGCCUCUGUCUGUUCACAAACAAGACAGACAACAUCCCUUGUUUUAUAGCAGGGGACAAGCGAGUGACCGAAAACUUAGGACUGACUGCCAUCCACACGUUGUUUGUCCGUGAACACAAUCGCCUGGCCACGGAGCUGAAGCGACUGAAUCCUCACUGGGAUGGAGAGAAGUUGUAUCAAGAAACCCGAAAGAUCAUCGGAGCUGUGAAUCAGGUUAUCACAUUCAGAGACUAUCUACCCCUGGUAUUGGGCAAUGUAUUUAAUAAACAGUUGCCAUUGUAUAAGGGCUACGAUGACACUGUUGAUCCCACUGUUGCAAAUGUUUUCUCCCUUGCCUUCCGAUUUGGCCACGGUUCUAUCCCACCCUUGGUGUCCCGUUUGGGCGAAGACUUCAAACCACUGGUUCCUUAUUCCUAUGUACCUCUUCAUCUCACCUUCUGUGCCUCGUGGAGAAUCAUACGGGAAGGUGGCAUCGACCCUCUUCUCCGUGGUUUUCUGGCUGACCAUUCCAAGCUAAUGAAGCAAAGCCAAAUGAUGGUAGAGGAACUACAAGACCGGCUUUUUGAGCAAGUAGAAGAAAUAGGCCUCGAUCUGGCAGCUCUGAACUUGCAAAGGGGCAGAGAUCAUGGACUGCCAGGGUACAAUGCCUGGAGGCGGCUUUGCGGCCUCUCUCAGCCACGCAAUGAGGCCGAACUUGCCGCUGUGCUGCGCAACCCUAAACUGGCCAAGAAAUUCAUUGACCUUUACGGGACACCAGACAAUAUUGACAUCUGGAUUGGGUCAAUGGCAGAACCUUUUGUUCCCAAUGGAAGAGUGGGGCCUCUCCUUGCAUGUCUCAUUGGAAAGCAGUUUCGACACAUCCGAGAUGGAGACAGAUUCUGGUGGGAGAACCGUGGUGUUUUCACUCGUCGGCAACGACGCAUCCUUAGCAGCGCUUCAUUGUCCCGCAUAAUUUGUGACAACACACACAUCAAAGAAGUGCCAAUGGACAUCUUCAAGAGGAAUCAGUAUCCCAGAGAUUUUGUGAACUGCAGACGAAUCAAAGGACUGGACUUGUCAGCUUGGAAAGAAUAGAAUGACAUGGGUGUGAAGGAAGGACAAAAGAAGCAGCUGUUUACACCCUGACUCUAUUUUUUUGACAUAAUUCAGGAGGGCUAAACCACAGAAUGGGCUUUCCCAAGUCAACCUGAGGAAUAUCUGAAGCACUUGUUUAUAUGUACAGAAUGACUUUUCCUCAGCACAGUAUGGACAAAACAAACCCUGCACACCUGAGAUUGGAUAAAGCAACUUUUCCCCCCUUUUGAGGUUAACCCCAGUUGUUAGUGGUCAGACUUGCCCCCACAACAUUAGAAGGCUUAUGAUUAUGCCAUAAGCCCCUUCUCUAAAUAUGCUUUGAGCAUUAAAACGAAUGCCCAGUCAGGCAGAAACAUGGAAGGUGCUGCCCAAGCAGGCAGAAACAUGGAAGCCAGAUCCUGGCUGGGAGAUGGAACAUGAAAUGUGGGGAAUGACGGGAGAGGCCAGCUCAUUCCCUCCCUUGCCCCAGAGGCUCGCUAAGGUUCCUGCUACAAUAGGGCCUUCCCAGAGUUCCUGAAUUAAUCAAUGC
This is a messenger RNA of Eublepharis macularius, 2872 nucleotides long. Its product is annotated as eosinophil peroxidase-like. Lineage: Eukaryota; Metazoa; Chordata; Lepidosauria; Squamata; Eublepharidae. Gene Ontology annotation, biological process: response to oxidative stress. Gene Ontology annotation, molecular function: peroxidase activity; heme binding. The transcript has 14 exons. The record is from RefSeq and is a predicted model, not a curated record. Bases 1 to 2343 code for a protein of 780 amino acids.